This is a messenger RNA of Mytilus californianus (California mussel), 808 nucleotides long. RefSeq names its product proteasome subunit beta type-2-like. The transcript has 2 exons. Gene Ontology annotation, biological process: proteasomal protein catabolic process. Gene Ontology annotation, molecular function: peptidase activity. The record is from RefSeq and is a predicted model, not a curated record. NCBI's taxonomy places the organism in Eukaryota, Metazoa, Mollusca, Bivalvia, Mytilida, Mytilidae. The coding region runs from base 113 to 718 and encodes 201 amino acids. Gene Ontology annotation, cellular component: proteasome core complex, beta-subunit complex; nucleus; cytosol.
CGCUGGGUCCCUGUCGAGUUUACUUCUCUGUCUACUACGCGCCACAGUCGAAGAAACAGAAUUACGAAUUUGUGCAAAAUCACUUGCCGGCGGACCCGUUAAACACUGAAAAAUGGAAUGUUUAAUUGGAAUACAGGGGAAAGAUUUUGUGGUCACAGCUGCAGAUACAGCAACAGCCAGAAGUAUAGUCAGCAUGAAACAUGAUACAGACAAGAUGUUCAAGUUAGGGGGAAAUUUAAUGAUGUUGGUUAGUGGAGAAUCAGGUGAUACUGUCCAGUUCGCAGAGUAUAUGGAAAAGAAUAUACAGUUAUACAAGAUGAGAAACGGUUAUGAGCUGUCUCCUGAUGCUGCUGCCAACUUUAUCAGAAAAAAUUUAGCUGAUUAUCUGAGAAGUCAGACCCCUUACCAGGUUAACUUACUGCUAGCUGGAUGUGACAAGCAAACGGGGCCAUCACUAUAUUUCAUGGAUUACUUAGCAUCUAUGAAUAAAUGUCCAUUUGCAGCACAUGGUUAUGGAGCUUUUUUCUCCUACAGUAUAUUGGAUAGAAAUUACAGGGAGGAUAUAACUGAGGCUGAAGCUGUGGAAUUAUUGAAGAAAUGUAUAGAUGAGAUACAACUGAGAUUCAUCGUAAAUUUACCAUCAUACACUGUACGUGUGAUAAAUAAAGACGGAAUCAAAGACCUGCCAAACAUAUCUCCAAAGAGAAUCCAAGUAUAAACACAUUGAUCUGAACAUGACCUUUCUUAACUAGUAAUGUUUCCAUCUUAAAUGUUAGUUGUCAUAUUGAUCAUUACACAGUUUUUUUCA